AUGAGAACUUCCGUAACAAUAUGGUGGUCUAUUAGUGGAACCGACGCCCCGGGUUCUGCAUCUGGCAAGUCCAAGGAACAGAUUGGCAAUACGGAAAUCAGUGUGGAGAAUAUUGUGGAGGGAGGACGUCGUAAGAGGGCCAAGUUUGAAAGCUCUGAAUUGCCCUUGUUCGCACCUCCACAAAUGCCGGCUGCAACUUCCAACCCAUCUGUCUCACCUGCGCGUCGCAUUGAGCACCAACGAGCCUCGCUCCCUUUCAUUCAACCUGGUCAGAAUCCAUUCACAAACCCACGCGCGCUACAGUCCCCGCAAAGCUACAAUAAUGGAUUCAGUGGUAUGGGAAUGUACGCAACUCCAGCUGCGGAUACGCGCCGUGCUCGUAAUAGCAUCGGUUAUCCGACCGGCUUUGGUGUCGGGCCCAGCAUGGGUAUACUUCCUACUCCCGACCCAACUGUCGGCAGUUGCAUGUCGGAGGAAGAUAAAGAUGUGGCCAUACAGCUGAUGCGUUUGGGAGAGAUGUCUAACAUCUCCCAUGGACGCACGUCGGCUUCCACUUUGGAUGACACUUUCAGCGGCAGAGCUGAUGCUGCCUCCUCUACUGGCGCUACUAGCGACAGCGAGAGUGAUAGCGAAGAUGAGCUUCCUGCUCCUCAGAGGCAAAGGCUCGAUGCGUCUGGUGCGAGCCGCAAGAUCUUCCCAACCACAGAGACUCAAUUCGCCCCUCCUCACAGUGCUGGAGAAUUUAGCGACAAUGAUGUCGACUAUGAUGCAGUCGCAGAGGAAGGCGCUAUGGGCGCUCCCAACUCCAAGGUUCCCAAGGUGAAGAGCAUGCUCCAAAAUGGCUCCAAGCCUCGCCCGCAAUCGACCGGAGCGAAGAUCAAAACAAACAAGCCCCCCAAACCUAUCAAGUCUACAUCCAGCAACACAGUCAAGAAGCCCAAUGGUAUUCCGAGUGGGCCAAUGUCACCUGCAUCAUUACCGGCGUCACGCAAACCAUCUGUUUCCUCAACUGGCGCUUUCUCCACUGUACCUGGAGAAGAUGAUCAGCCUGACCUGUCCACUAAGCCUCGUUGUCAACGUUGCCGAAAGAGCAAGAAAGGUUGCGAUAGACAACGACCUUGCGGAAGAUGCAAGGAUGCUGGCAUUCCCGCCGAACUUUGCAUCAGUGAAGACGAAGGAAAUGGCCGUAAAGGGCGCUAUGGUCGCCAUAUGGGCGUCCCCAUUAAGAAGGAAGAGAUGCCCGCUCCCCCAGCGCUUCUACCUGCCGCUCCGAUCGCAAUCGGUGCCGCUUUGGUAGACAAGAACAAGAAGCGCAAGAGGUAG
Phaeoacremonium minimum UCRPA7 is the source of this 1323-nucleotide messenger RNA. Its product is annotated as putative c6 finger domain-containing protein. The record is from RefSeq and is a predicted model, not a curated record. The transcript is spliced from 3 exons. Bases 1 to 1323 code for a protein of 440 amino acids. Gene Ontology annotation, molecular function: zinc ion binding; DNA-binding transcription factor activity, RNA polymerase II-specific. Lineage: Eukaryota; Fungi; Ascomycota; Sordariomycetes; Togniniales; Togniniaceae. Gene Ontology annotation, biological process: regulation of DNA-templated transcription.